This is a messenger RNA of Candida tropicalis MYA-3404, 858 nucleotides long. It is a transcript of the gene VAM3, whose product is annotated as SNAP receptor. The transcript has a single exon. The coding region runs from base 1 to 858 and encodes 285 amino acids. Gene Ontology annotation, biological process: Golgi to vacuole transport; vesicle fusion; intracellular protein transport. The record is from RefSeq and is a predicted model, not a curated record. Gene Ontology annotation, cellular component: SNARE complex; membrane; endomembrane system. Gene Ontology annotation, molecular function: SNARE binding; SNAP receptor activity. NCBI's taxonomy places the organism in Eukaryota, Fungi, Ascomycota, Pichiomycetes, Serinales, Debaryomycetaceae.
AUGUCAUUUGCUAAUAUAGAUUUAGAAGCCCAACGACAACCACUUUUGAAAGAUGACUCAAAUCCAAGUUAUACAUCGUCCAAUGAAUUAGAUAUUAUCAUUAGUAAAACAUCACACCAAUUGCAAGUGUUUGGUGGUUUAAUAUCCCAAUUUGAUAACCAACGUAAACAGGUUGGUACAAAGAGAGAUACACUUGAGUUGAGAGAUGGUGUGGAUUUAUUGAUUGAAAAAAUAUCCAAUAUGGACAAAGCCAUACUGUCAUUGAUUACCAACUUAUCUGGUUUAAUCCAUCAACAAAGCAAAUCUAAAACCAAUACUGGAGUAUCGAAUCGACAUAUGGUUAUUGAAGAAAGAUUGUCUGCACAAUACAAGGAAUUGGACUCUGCUUUCAAUCGAUCAGUCAGAAUUUAUCAAGAAAAGAAAAGAAAUACGCCUAUUGUUGCAAGAUCACUCGUACCCGAACAAGAACUGGAACCAGAUAACCAGGGAGAACAGAGUCCCAAGAAAAAUGACAUCCAGCAACAGACUCAGAUUGAUCAAGACGUAAUUGACCAAACAGAACUACAGUAUCAUCUAUUAUUAACCGAGGAACGUAAUAGAGAAAUUGAACAAGUCACAGAAGGAAUCAUGGAGGUGAACUCAAUUUUUAAGGAUUUGAGUCAACUAGUACAUCAACAGGGGGAGCAGUUAAAUACAAUAGAGGAUAAUGUUUUACAGCUACAUGGAAACACACAGCAAGCAUCAAGUGAGUUAGUCAAAGCGAAUGAAUAUCAAAAAAAGAAAGGCAAAUGGACUUGCAUUUUACUUGUUGCGCUUUGUAUUUUUCUACUCAUAGUAGUUCUUGCAGUCAUCAGUUAA